AUGCCAGACCAGGAAAUCUACCGCGACGAGGACGCCGAUUCCAACCCUAAUGUACCUCCGUAUGGGAUGGACGAGGAUUUUCUAUACCUUGCACCCACCGCCGCUGCGCCGCUUCCUGUCCAAGGCAGCCUGGUAAGUGUUGCAGACGACAACAACCAGGCUGGGCUGCGCAAUAUACAUGGCUACAUGGACCUACAAACCCUCAUGCCUUUCGAGACUUUCGUGCCUAUGCAGAGUGGGUUCAUGUCUCACUUGAUGCCGCCACCACCAAUCCCUCCUGUGCCAUCCCAAACACCUCCAUUUGGAGAUUCAGCCAACCAGUCGGCCGAGAUUCAGCCAAUUCCUGUUAACGCGGAUAAUCCUUGUGUUAAGCAAGAAGCCCACGUCAACGAAACCCUGCCAAGCUGGUAUGAUCCGUACAAAGUAACUCCCUUCAUCCCUGACGAGGUCAUUGAGGUGGAUCCGAAGUUGCCAAAGCGUGCUACAGGUGCAUUCGCCGCUCAGUCAUCGAAAUAUGGCGAGGUUGAUCCCAUAUACUGGGUGCCGGAAGAGUUCACUCGUUCAUCGACUGGGCUAUCCGUUGUAGACUCGGAUUCUAUUCUUGGAGAUUCGGGAAGGACGUAUAAUGGGUAUCGCGAGGGCAAAUACUUCCUGCCCAAUGAUGCGGCCGAACAAGACCGAUUGGACUUGCAACACGCCGGGCUGAAGGUAUUGUUAUCACACAAGCUUUACCUGGCGCCUAUUCAAUCACCCAGAUACGUCUGCGAUCUUGCGUGUGGCACGGGUCUAUGGACAUUCGAAUUUGCUGAGGAACACCCUGAAGCAAAGGUCAUUGGCAUAGACCUGAGCAGUAUCCAGCCAAGGAACGGACCCGAAAAUGUGGAGUUUAUCAAGGGUGACUGCGAAGACUCGUGGGAGUUUCCUUUCAAGUUCGACUACGUACACGCUCGAGCAGUGUUCACCUGCUUCAAUGAUCACAGGACGGUGAUGCGACAUGCGUUCGACAAUCUUAAGCCAGGGGGCUGGGUCGAGUAUGGAGAUGGCAGUAUCGAGGUUGGAUGCCUAGAUGGUAGUACCGAAGGCACGGCCAUUAAGAGAUGGGGGGAGCUUAUGCAGCAAGGGGGUUUGGCACUCGGUCGGGAAUUACACGUUGCACAACACUAUAAGCAGUGGCUUACUGAAGUGGGAUUCGUGGACGUCGUCGAGAAGAAGCUUGCAUGGGCAUUCGGCCCGUGGCCGAAAGACCGCAGACAGAAGAAGGCCGGGGCAUACUGCCAAGCUGACUUGUACGAGGGCAUACGAGGCAUCAGUUGGGUGUUUCUCAACGCCUUGGGCAUGUCAGAGCUGGACAUUGAUAAGCUGGUGCUGGAUGUGCGCGCUGAUCUUGUCAAUCCUGCUGUUCAUUCUUUUCUCCCCAUAUGGGUGGUGUAUGGCCGAAAGCCAUUUGACCACGAGAUCGAGCAUCCGUGGCAAGAGUCUAGUGUUUCUUCCACAUCCAACUUGGCGGAACUUCGACUUGGCGAAAUACACAGCUGGAUUGAGCAAGUGCGACCAACACCAGUAAGCGUGAAUGACAUCACGCGUAAUAAUCUGGCAGAAGCAAUCGAGGUUCUCCCCGCCAAUUUGAUAGACGUUCCCCGCGCGGAGCUCACGUCGUCGAACACCCGCAAGAGGAAUCAAACACUGACAGCCUAUGGUGCUUGGCGAUCCACCUUGACACUUAGUUCAGACACAUUGUCAGAAAUGGCCCAGUACGCAACUUACCCGAGCCUCCGCGGAAAGACCGUAUUGAUCACCGGUGGUGCUGAAGGCAUCGGAGCAGCUGCAGUUGAGCUAUUCUGCAAGCAGGGGUCCAAGGUUAUCUUCUUGGACUACUCGGAGGCUUCAGCAGCAAGGCUCCUCGAAAGAGUCAAAGGGAUCUCUGAAGCGGCCAACCCUACGUUCAUGUAUUGCGACCUAACAAACCUAGAUGCACUGAAGGAAUGUGCCGAGCAGGUUCUUGCUGAUCACGGAAAAGUUGACGUACUUAUCAAUAACCUCGGUGCCGCUGGUCCAAAGUCCCGAGUUGCGAGUUCAGAGGUCACUCCCGAGUCCUUCGACUACGACAUCAACGUCAACCUGCGCCACCAGUUUUUUUUUGACACAGCAGGCAUCGUGGGAAUGACCCGGGUUCACAGCAAGGAGUUUGGCAAGUAUGGCAUCCGUGUCAACAGUAUCAUGCCGGGAAGCAUCGCAACUGAGCGACAGGUCCAAGAAGUCUUGACGGAAGAGUACGAGGCGAAUACGAUGGCGGCGCAGAGCCUCAAACGGCGCCUGCUCCCGGAGGAGGUCGCUAGACUGAUGCUGUUUCUGGCGGCUGAGGAUUCGAGUGCCAUUACGGGUAGCAGCUACGUGAUCGAUGGUGGAUGGGUCAGCGAUAAAUGA
Molecule: messenger RNA, 2424 nt
Organism: Neoarthrinium moseri
Lineage: Eukaryota; Fungi; Ascomycota; Sordariomycetes; Amphisphaeriales; Apiosporaceae
Exons: 9
Coding region: 1-2424 (807 amino acids)
Source: RefSeq, a predicted model, not a curated record